Fusarium coffeatum is the source of this 969-nucleotide messenger RNA. RefSeq lists its product as uncharacterized. NCBI's taxonomy places the organism in Eukaryota, Fungi, Ascomycota, Sordariomycetes, Hypocreales, Nectriaceae. The transcript has 2 exons. The coding region runs from base 1 to 969 and encodes 322 amino acids. Gene Ontology annotation, biological process: mitochondrial translation. Gene Ontology annotation, molecular function: structural constituent of ribosome. The record is from RefSeq and is a predicted model, not a curated record. Gene Ontology annotation, cellular component: mitochondrial small ribosomal subunit.
AUGCCUCUUCGAGUGCGUGGCGUAUCGACGCCACUGGCUGGCCUCGAUGCCGUCGUCUCCCUCUCCUCUAGGAGCUCUUCGUCCUCGCCGUUCCUCCGAACUUUCUCGACAACACCAUGCCGUGAGAAGAUGAGCAAGGGCCGCGCGAGGAUGUUCGAGUGGCUGAAUCACGGUGGUGGCAGGAAUCUUGCCGAGGCUGGCACCAGCCCCAACUACCUUGGUCCUCACCAAGAUCAACCUUUUCCUCUCAACCCUCUGUUCCGAAGUCAGCCCGUACUCGCUGAACAGACCCGAGAACUCAUCUAUGACAAGGUGAUACGGAAGGGCGACUCGCUCAAGGCGGUGUCUGCUGAAAUGCACAUCGACGUAAGACGAGUUGCUGCCGUGGUGCGGUUGAAAGAGGUUGAGAAGCAAUGGAAAUCCGAAGGCAAGCAACUGGCAUUGCCUUACGCCAAAGCAGUCAUGAAGAUGCUACCAAAGACGUUCUGGGAAGAAGGUGCGGAGAAUGUGCCCCACGAGCCCAUCAACGAGAUCCAUGUGCACAACCUCACUAUGCAACAAUUAUUCCAGCCUGUGUCAGAAUCUCGACAUUUUACACGAGAGGAUGCCGCCAAGGCUUUUCACGAUAAUAUGCUUUCUGCCGAUAAGCGGUCGCCUCAGCCUGAGCUUAUCGAGAUGGAGCGAGCCAUCAUCAAGGGCUCUCCACGCCCAAGUGCAUUGACCAAAUUCCGUGAGGUCACUCAACGUGACGAGGACAUGGUCGCUGAGCGGAUAGUGAAGGAGCGCCAGCGCGAGGAGGCCAAGACAAAACGAGUCAAGACGGACCGUUACGAGUUCCGGUUUAAGGAGAUCAAUGUCGAUGAUGUCGGCCGCGACGGUCGUUCAAGAAGGGGAACUGGAUGGCGCUAUGGUGCGCCUUUCGAGGAUCGCAAGCGUGGGCUGGUCAAGAUUCCCACGUCGGUGCCUUGA